AUGUACAUUAUCGAUUUUGAAAACAAUGAUUAUUGCAUGUGUUACUCUCCCAAGGAUAAAUGUACCAUUAAGAUUUUCAAGAAAGAUGCAACGAUUCGUGACGCAACUGCAGAAGAUGAAACCACAUUUGGUGUCUCUUUGGAUGACGAUAGUAAUGAUGAUCGAACCACUGUGUCAAGUGAAACGACUGAUUCUCAAAUAUUUGGUGAUAGUAACAUUACUCGUUCGACAUCUAUCAGUGACUUUUCAAACAUGUCAGAAGAAGAUCGAACUUUGAAAUCACCUCGCUCAGCAAGAGGUUUCAAUCCAUUGCGAGGAUUACAAGAUCUCAAAGUAUUUAGCUCAAAACAAAAGUUGACUUCUCUCAGUGCAGGAAAGACCACUCUGAAUGGAGACGAUAAGGUUCAUGACCUUCAUUCCAUUAUUAGUAGCAGUAGUAGUAGCUCCUCAGUCACCGAUGAUGGAACACUCAAUCCUCCUCCUCCUCAACAUCAUUCACAUCCACAAUUGAGUCCACGAAAUUUAACCGAAGAAUAUGUUCCCACACUUCCCAUCAUUAAGAAAAAUUCAGAUUUUCUUCACACCAUUGAGGAACGAAAGAAGACACUCGUUCGUAGAGAUGCUACUACUGUAUCACCUGGUGGUGAUAGAUCAUCAGUAACCAUGACAUCAACGAGACCACCAUGGUUAGCUGAAUUGGAAGGUAAAAAAUUGAGUAAGGUUAUUCCUGGAGAACAAGAUUAUGUAUAUACUUCUCCAAAAACACCCGUACAAUAA
Naegleria lovaniensis is the source of this 777-nucleotide messenger RNA. RefSeq lists its product as uncharacterized. NCBI's taxonomy places the organism in Eukaryota, Heterolobosea, Eutetramitea, Acrasida, Naegleriidae. The coding region runs from base 1 to 777 and encodes 258 amino acids. The record is from RefSeq and is a predicted model, not a curated record. The transcript is spliced from 2 exons.